AGUGAAUGGGAGCUACGGCCAUUGCACCUCCGGCUCAGAGAAGAGCCUGCUGGACCUGGACCUUGCUGAAGGCCCUGGUCCCACCUGCCGCCAAGGCCUGUUUCUCUCGUCAGGAACCCCACCGCCCCGGGGCCACCCCCCAGCCUGUGAGAGGCUGCUGCAUUUCCCCCACCCUAGCAGGUCGCCCAGAUCCCAGGCCUCCUAUGUGAACGGUGGCCUCCCGACCUCACAGCACAUCAAGCAGGAGUCCCUGCCUGACUACCGGGCUAUGACAGAAGCUCGCACGCCCCUGUCUGCCCACUGCCGGGCCCCGCCAGCUACCGGCUUGCACACAGACCUGGACCUCCCCAGCCGAGGCCUCGCCAACCCUGCACUUUCCUGCUACCUUCUGGGUGGUGAACCCAGCUCCAGCCUGGGCCCCCCGCCUGAGGCCCACCUUCCUGAGGGCAGCCUGAAGCGCUGCUGCCUCCUGGGCCUGCCCCCCACCUCCUCCACUGCCUCUUCACCCUGUGCCUCUGACGUCACAUCCAUCGUCCGUUCCUCCCAGGCAGCUCUGGUCACCUGCGUAAAUGGACUCCGGAGCCCCCCUCUGCCGGGAGACUUGGGAGGCCCUCCCAAGCGGACCCAGCCUGGCCCUUCAUCCACUGAGAGCCAUGAGGGCAGUUUGCAACUUGAAACCUGCCGUAAGGUGGGCUACCUGAAGCAGGAGCCGGCAGACGAGUUCUCAGAGCUCUUUGGGCCUCACCAGCAGGGCCUGCCGCCCCCAUACCCCCUGUCUCAGUUGCCGGCUGGCCCAGGCCUUGGAGGCCUGGGACUGGGACUAGGCCUGGCAGGCAGGGUGGUGGCUGGGCGGCAGGCCUGCCGUUGGGUGGAUUGCUGUGCAGCCUAUGAGCAGCAGGAGGAGCUGGUGCGGCACAUCGAGAAGAGCCACAUUGACCAGCGCAAGGGUGAGGACUUCACCUGCUUCUGGGCAGGCUGCGUGCGCCGCUAUAAGCCCUUCAACGCCCGCUACAAGCUGCUCAUCCACAUGAGGGUGCACUCGGGUGAGAAGCCCAACAAGUGCAUGUUUGAAGGCUGCAGCAAGGCCUUCUCACGGCUGGAGAACCUCAAGAUCCACCUGCGGAGCCACACAGGCGAGAAGCCGUACCUGUGCCAGCACCCAGGCUGCCAGAAGGCCUUCAGCAACUCCAGCGACCGUGCCAAGCACCAGCGCACCCACCUUGACACGAAGCCCUACGCCUGUCAGAUCCCCGGCUGCUCCAAGCGCUACACGGACCCCAGCUCCCUCCGCAAGCACGUGAAGGCUCAUUCAGCCAAGGAGCAGCAGGUGCGGAAGAAGCUGCACACGGGCCCUGAUACUGAGGCCGACAUCCUGACCGAGUGUCUGGCCCUGCAGCAGCUCCAUGCGUCCACACAGCUGGCUGCUGGCGACGGGAAGGGUGGCCGCGCCCUGGGCCAGGAGCUACUCCCAGGUGUGUAUCCUGGCUCCAUCACACCCCACAAUGGGCUUGCCUCAGGCAUCGUGCCCCCCACGCAUGACGUGCCAUCCAGGCACCACCCACUGGAUGCCACCACCAGUUCCCACCACCAUCUGUCACCUCUGCCUACAACAGACAGCACCAGGGAGGGGUUGGGACCCGGCCUCCUCCCGCCCAUGGUCAGCCCCCUGAAGGGGCUCGGGCCACCGCCGCUCCUGCCAUCCUCCCAGGGCCAUUCUCCGGCGAGCCAGUCUUUCCCCACGCUCCCCAGCAAGUCACCCUACCCGCCCUUCCAGAGCCCUCCGCCCCCACCUCUGCCCAGCCCACAAGGGUACCAGGGCAGUUUCCACUCCAUCCAGAAUUGCUUCCCCUAUGGUGACUGCUACCGGACAGCUGAGCCAACAGGCAGUGGGGAUGGACUGACGGGGGACACCCACAGUUUCAACCCCCUGAGGCCCAAUGGCUACCACAGCCUCAGUGCAAAUUUACCUGCCACAGGCUACGAGGCCUUGGCCGAGGCCCCGUGCCCCCCGGCGCUGCCGCCACAACCUUCUGAAGAUGUCGUGUCUAGUGGCCCCGAAGACUGUAGCUUCUUCCCCAAUGGGGCCUUCGACCACUGCCUGAGUCACAUCCCCUCGAUCUACACGGACACCUGAAGAAGGCUCCAUCCACACCUGCCUGCCCACCACUGCAGACACUACCUUGCCCACCCACCAUCUGUCCCCACCCUCCACGCACAUGGGGUGCUACGUCUUCAGCAGCCGCCCAGCACUGGCCGGGGAGUGAUGGUCCCAGCCCAGUCCGGGCACUCAGAGGUGCCCGACGGGAUCCAUGACCAUGACGUGCCCUUGACUGAGUCAUCCAUUCCCUCCACUGCCACCACCACCAACACGGUUUUGAAAUCACAGACCUCGUGUAUAUAAAAUGUACAGAACUUGUUUUCCAUCCCCCUGCCAGUUUUAUAUUUUUGGUUUUACAAGAAAAACAUUAAAAACUGGA
Molecule: messenger RNA, 2477 nt
Organism: Talpa occidentalis (Iberian mole)
Lineage: Eukaryota; Metazoa; Chordata; Mammalia; Eulipotyphla; Talpidae
Gene: GLIS1
Product: GLIS family zinc finger 1
Exons: 9
Coding region: 269-2134 (621 amino acids)
Biological process (GO): regulation of transcription by RNA polymerase II
Cellular component (GO): nucleus
Molecular function (GO): RNA polymerase II cis-regulatory region sequence-specific DNA binding; DNA-binding transcription factor activity, RNA polymerase II-specific
Source: RefSeq, a predicted model, not a curated record